Osmerus eperlanus (European smelt) is the source of this 4962-nucleotide messenger RNA. It is a transcript of the gene rpap1, whose product is annotated as RNA polymerase II associated protein 1. NCBI's taxonomy places the organism in Eukaryota, Metazoa, Chordata, Actinopteri, Osmeriformes, Osmeridae. The transcript has 25 exons. Gene Ontology annotation, biological process: transcription by RNA polymerase II. The record is from RefSeq and is a predicted model, not a curated record. Bases 466 to 4749 code for a protein of 1427 amino acids.
AUUUAAAGAUUUCUUCAGCCCCAAAUAAAUGCUUAGCUAGUUGUCUAGCAAGCAAGCUAGCUCUAAGUUAGCCACAGCAAAUAAGGUAGCUAGUUAGCUAAUUCUGGCAUAAAUAAACUCAAACUAACAGCUAGCAAACGUAAUAUGUCGAUACCCUGACGUUAACGUGUUUUGAACUGUUUUAAAUUAGCUGUAGCUACGAUCUUGUGGUGUUGAACGACUGUCAUAAUCUCUCUAGCUAGAAGCACAGUUUGAUUAUGACAGUUUCAAUUUGUUGCAGCCAGUUUGCUAUCUAGUUUGUCUCGUGACAUCCAGCUAAGGUGCAAAAAGUUAUCUGUGCAAAUUUGAAAAGGUGCAGUUUAUUGUAUGCAUUUCUGAAAGACCAAUUUUGUAUAUACUGUGUACAGACGAUUACGUUUUUUUGUGUUUAAGUGUGUGUAAUUUACAGUAUCAAUUUCCAAGGGGAUGUUGCGGCGUCCCAAGCCCUCGGACUCGGAGGCUGACCUCCUGCGCGAGCAGGAGCAGUUCCUCGCCAUGGGGACCCCCUCCACGGUAAAGAUGGUCAGGAGGCCCGACAAGAGAAGAGGAGAAGGAGGAGAAGGCCCAGAAGAGACUGGAGGAGAUCAGAGGGAUCUAGUCACAAUAGCUGAUCUACCUGAAGAGAUGCCUACCCUGACCCCAGCACCCCCAAAGAAAUCUCGCUUCAAGGCAGAGCGCGCCAAAGUCCACUUUGAAGACGAGGACCCGGAGGAGAGACUGGACAGACACGACACGCACAUCAGUGCUGUUCUCUCAAGGAUUGUAGAGAGGGACACUAGUGCCAUUCCAGUGUCCCUACCAGCGUUCACAGGCACUGCGUUCCCUAAAGUCCUGCAUCGCUCGGACACAGAGAAACAGGUGCCCGUCCUGCCUGGAGGAGGGAGGAGGAGCAUCUUCGCCCGUCAGAUAGAAGCCCAGAGACUGAAGGAGGGGAGGGCAGCAGGCAGCACUCAGACACCUGCUGCCAAGCACAUGGACCUCCCUGCAGUGGCUGCCAUGGAGACAGACCAACCCCCCUAUAAGAUAGACAGGCUGUUGGGGGUCGAAGCAGGUCCCAGGUUGGUGUCAGGCCACGGUCUCAGGGUCUCCAGUGGGGAGGUGGAGACCUUGAAAAUCCACCAGGAGAACCAGUCCAAGCUGCUGGCCAUGUCCCAGAGCCAGAUCAUGGAAGAGCAAAAGAAACUGCUGGCCCAGUUGGAUCCCAAGCUGGUGGACUUUGUGAGGUCACAUGGAAAGCAGAAAGCUAUGUCGUCCUCCACCCCACCCCAGCCCCCCUCUUCCCUGUCCUCGGCCCCACACAGGGACCAGGCCAGGGGGCAGAGCCGCGAGGAGGGCCUGGUCUCAGAGAGACGACCUCCAGCACCACAACAUGACCUUCCGGAGGUGGAGAUGGAGGGAGAGGAGGAGGAGGAGGGAGAGGGCAAUGAAGAACAGACUCCUCCAAUUACAGUGGAGGAUCUGCCAGUGCAGCCUCAGAAGGAGUGGCUCCACAUGGACAAGCUGGAGCCUGACAAGCUGGAGUGGACCAGAGACCUGCCCGCCCCCCGCAGGAGAGGCACCAAGAAGGCCAUGCAGGCACGAUUUGACUUCGCUGGCACCCUGAUCCUGCCCACCCAGGACCUGCCCACCCAUCUAGGGCUGCAUCACCAUGGAGACGAGCCUGAGCUGGCCGGCUACUCCCUUCAGGAGCUCUUUCUGCUGUCUCGCAGUCAGGUGAUCCAGCAGAGGAGCCUGGCUCUCAACACGCUGGCUCACAUCCUCAACAAGGCGCGUGCGGGGGACUAUGUGUCCGUUCUUCGGGGCAACAUGGUAGCCACUCUCCUAGACGCCGGCCUCCUCUUCCUGCUCCGCUUCUCAUUGGACGACAGUGUGGGGGGAGUGAUGUCAGCGGCUGUGCAUGCACUCAGAGCCCUGCUGGUGUCCUCUGAGGAUGAGGACUGUGUGGACAGCAGCUUCUCCUGGCUCCACGGCCUGGCCUGGUUCCCCCUGCUGCCCUCCGCCCAGGAAGAGGAGGACGAGGAGGACGAGGGGCUGGACGAGAGAUUCAGAGAGACGCAGAAAGAGAAGGAGGAAAAGAAGACUGAUCACGAUGUCGCCAGUGACGAUGUCGUCAAGGGUCUGCUACGGAUGAAGCUGCUCCCCAGGCUGCGCUACAUCCUGGAGGUGGUCCGGCCUGCUCCCAGGGUGGUCCAGGACCUGCUGGAGGUUCUGACCCGCAUCGCACGCCACUCCUCCUCUGCUGCCACCCAGGUGCUGGAUUGCCCUCGACUCAUGGAGACUGUGAUGUCAGAGUUCCUUCCUACUUCCUGGUCCACACUCACUUUGCCCCUCCCCCUGUCCGUGUAUGGCCUGCCAUUGGCCAGCGCGGUGAAGUUGCUCCGUGUCCUGUCCACCUCCGGUAGGAAUGUCUGUGCCAGGGUGCUGAACUCUCUGGGGGCACGGGAGCGUCUGUCCCGCUUCCUGACCCCUGACCCCGCAGCGCUGCUAUUGGAGGAGGGCGAGGCCCUCAGAGUUACCACAGAAACAUACAGGCUCUGGGCUGUGGCUGCCAGCUAUGGACAAGCCACCAACACAUACAUAGACCUGUACCCAGUCCUGGUGAGGGUGUUUCAGUCUGGCCAACAUGCUCGGCCCCCUGGGGACCCCCUGCUGGCUCUCGAGCUCCAGAGGACCCAGGCCCUCGUCACCCUGCUCACCCAGGUCACACACACCGCCGGCUGCCACCAGGAACUGCAGGCUGGCCUGGUUAGUUCCCAGGGUGCCGAGUGUCCCCCGCCCCCCCCAGUGUCGUGGGGUCAUGUGUCGGGUCUGCAGCCCAUGGUGCUGGGCCUCCUGAAGGGCUGUGUGAGGGGGCUGGACAACCCAGCUCAGAGGCCCAGCUGUCUCACCCUGCUACCUGCAUACCUGCUCUACCUGGGGGCCUACUACUCCCAGCUGUCUGGACAGAGCUGUUUCCGCCCAGUGGACACUCUCCAGGAGCUGGAGCAGAUGACAUCAGAGGUGCUUCUCCCGCUGCUAUCCCACAAGGCUGUGCAGGGCCUCAUCAACAACCUCAAGUCCUGUUCAGUGGUGUGCAACCCCCAGUCCUGCCCAGGCCCUCAGAAUCCCCCCAGCUUGCCUGCCCUGGGCUGCCCAGGAUGGACAGCUCGUCUGGGGCUGCCAGCUCCCAGCUCCCCAUUCCCUCUCCUCACCGCCCUGGCUUACCUCCUGGACGCUCUCACUGGCAUCCACAAAGGCCUCAGCCGCAAGUUCAGUGUUCUCCUCCUCUUGGACAGUGUCCUGGUAUACCUACAAGCUUGUAGCAAGGCCACGGCCCCUCACCUGUCCCAUGCCAGCGCCUGGCUUCUCCGCCACGAACACCAGCUCCUCUACCUGUUUCUCAGGCUGGCGCACAGGCUGGUGCCUGCUGAUCCAGAGCUGGCCAGACACGCGUCUCUACUCCAUCAGGUGGCGCUGGUCCUGUUACCAUGGUUACUGCCGGGCAGCGAGUUCCUAGCACACGAGCUCCUGUCCACCAUCAUCUUCAACAAGGACUUCAUACCAGAGGGACAGAGUGGAGGCCCAGAGGCUGCAGAGCUGGCUGAGCUUCAUCUCCAGGAGGCGGGCCCCUCCUCCUCCUCUCCCUCCCCCCAGAAGGUGGGCUCUCUCCUGCGCGAGGCCUGUGUCCAGAUGCCCUCCCUCCGCGGCUGUUACCUCACCCACCUCGGCCACCUGGAGCCCUCCGUCCUGACCUCCCGCGAUGCUUAUCUGGGCCGCACCACGUCGAUCGCCUCUCAGCUCCUCCCGGAGCUCUCUGGCCCCACCCUGCCGUCCGAUUGGCCCUACCUGCCACUGGUCAGCCUGUACGAGCGGGCAGGAGUGGUGGGCGGAGGAGGGCUUCAGGUAGAGGACCUGCCCCAGGGGGCGUUGCAGUCGGUCACACAUUGUCUGCAGUGGCUGCUCCUCCUGGAGGUCUGGAGGGAGGAGGUGCUCACGGUGGUCCCUCCCGUGGCCAAACUGGCCCGGUUGGCCUGUGUCUUCCUCUGCUCCAGCGACCUGUUCCUGGAGCGUCCGGUCCAGAGGCUGUGCUGGGCCCUGCUGCGGCUGCUGACCAGGCCCUCCAGGCUGGACACCCUGGACCUCAACACCCCCCCUCCGGGCCUGGCGUCCUUCCAGGACCUGUACUCGGCCCUGCUGGCCCAGUACGAGGCUGUGUCCUUUGGAGACCCUCUGUUUGGCUGCAUGGUGCUGCUUCCCCUACAGAGACGCUACAGCGCCACCAUGAGGCUGGAGGUGUUCGGGGAACACGUAGGGCUUCUACGCUCCUUGGGGGUCUCCAUGGAACAGCUGUCCCUGCCUCUAGAGAGGUUCACCUCUCCUCCUGAAGACUCCCUGCCACUGCUCCGGCUCUACUUCCGUGCGCUGGUGACGGGGGCCCUGCAGUACCGCUGGUGUCCUGUCCUCUACGUGGUGGCGCUGUCGCACCUCAACCUCUUCAUCUUCUCUCAGGAUGCCGCCGCACAGCAGGUGGAGUCGGCUCGACGCAGUAUGCUGAGAAAAACACACUACCUGACUGACAAGGUGUUGAGAGGCCACCUGCUGCUGUUUCAGCUGCCCGAGCAGCACUCUGAGCUGGGCUUCUCCACCUACAACCAGCUGCCUCCUGUCAGGGCCCGCAGGCUGGAGGCUGUCCUGGGCUCCCCAGAGAGCUCGGUGGGGCUCCAGAGCUGAAGAAGAGGGUGGGGAAGUGGGGGGGAUUAGGGACAGAGGAGAGAAUUGGGAGAGAGGGGGAUAGAGCAGAAUGGGUUGGUACCUAUUCCUUUUUGUUCACUUGUGUACGUCUGAGACUGUGCUGGAUUCACUGGGGAGGACAUUGCUGUAAUAGUGCCUGAAAGUGGCCUUGUCAAAACUGUUAUUUUGAAUAAAGAUGGUUUUGUAAGUAUG